Messenger RNA from Symbiodinium pilosum, 311 nucleotides. NCBI's taxonomy places the organism in Eukaryota, Dinophyceae, Suessiales, Symbiodiniaceae. The record is from the annotation of a GenBank genome assembly.
GUGUGAUGUGCGAGUGGAAGGACGAGUGGAACGACAAGUCCAUGGAGGAGAAGGCGGCCUUUCUGGCCAGACAAGGUGUGCGAUGCCUCGAGCUGGAAUACCUGGAGGUCAUUGAUCCGGAGACGCGAAAGCCAGUUCCCCGGGAUGGCCAGACGAUCGGCGAGAUCGUCAUGAGCGGCAACACCAUCAUGAAGGGUUACUUCAAGAACCCCGAGGCGACGGCCAAGGAGUUCAAAGGAGGGGUCUUCAACACCGGCGACUUGGGCGUCAGAUAUCCGGACGGCUACAUUCAGCUGAAAGACCGCUCUAAG